Messenger RNA from Erythranthe guttata (spotted monkey flower), 1546 nucleotides. The record is from RefSeq and is a predicted model, not a curated record. NCBI's taxonomy places the organism in Eukaryota, Viridiplantae, Streptophyta, Magnoliopsida, Lamiales, Phrymaceae.
AUUUUUUCCUCUAUUCGUGCACAGCUGGGUCAUCCUAUUCAUGAGAAAGCAUUUUACUUAACAAUGGAGCAUAAAAGGAAGCUGAAAGAGGAAUAUGGAAUUGAACCAUGGACCUUUGUCCAGAGAUUAGGCGAUGCAGUUUUGGUACCAGCUGGCUGCCCUUACCAAACUAGAAACUUCAAGUCGUGCACAAGUAUGUCUAUCGACUUUGUUUCAGCCGAAAGCGUCGGUCAGUGCAUCCGCCUAUCAACGGAGUAUCGGCGUCUCCCCAAGAAUCAUAGUUUUAAGAAAGACAAGCUGCAGGUGAAAGGGUUGGUUCUCAGUGCUGUCUGCCAAGCUGUGCAAUACUUGGACAAGAUUGAUGCAAUUACUUCAAGAAGUCCAUUUGCACCCCCGUUUGAGCAUGGGAAUGUACGCCAGAAUCCAGCUCAACAAGGGGAGAAACCUAGUAUUUUGCAAAUGAGGAGGGAGUUGGAGCGGAUGAAAUCGGCUCUCGUAACGAAAAGCCACCUUUUUCAACCGCAUAUGAAAGACUAUCUCUUAAAAGAGAUCACGCUCCUCACUAACAAAAUAAACUCCAGUGCUGGCUCUUCUUCAUCUUAGUUACACCAUUUUCAAUGGCCUGUUAGCAGUGGAUAUUGGGCUUAGGUGCUCAUGAGAAAUUCACAAAACGUUAUGAGCUGGCGUGGCGUGGCUGGAAAGGCACAAUUUAUUGCGUAUCGCUGUAUUGACUGCCGGCCUUAUCACGUUACCAAUGAAGAAAAAUUCCAACGAAGGGGCCCAAUCGCAAGGUAAAUUUCGUAAUUACAAUUGUGGCACUUCUCUACCAUGAUUUAUCCCGUCGAUCGAAAAAAUUGAAAUGUGAAUUAUGUGAUUGGAUAUGACACCUUCCUCGUUUUACGUUCUUCUGUUUGUCGGAUUAUUUACUGAUUAAUUUUCUAAAAAUAACAAUGUUCUUCGUAUAGCUUCUUUCCUCAAUCAUGAUCUUAUCUCUUGUAAUCGUUUCUAGGUCGCCAUUCAAUUAACUCACAAUGUGGCUUGUAAAUCUGUUUAUGGGCCGGACAACAUCUUCAAAAUGUCAAUACUCUGUUUGGCUCAAGUGUUUUUUCGUUCAUGAAUUUUGAGCCGUCUUUAUGUGCUCUCAUAAUGUUUUAUUGCAAUUUUAAUUCAUGAAUAUAUAUGUCGAUUCUACCCUUUUUAUCCGCGACGUAUCAUUUCUUAUUCCAGGGGAGAUACGUAUACCUAGUCUUGCAGAAGUGAAGAGGGAGUUGGAGAGGAUGAAAUUGAUUCUCGAAACAAAAGGCCACCUGAUUGACCCUCAUAUAAAAGCCUAUCUUUUACAAGAGAUUUUGCUCCUCCGUAACAAAGUAAACACCGCCGCCGAGUCUUCUACGUCUCAGUGACAGCAUAUCUAUCGAUGCGUUAGCGUUUUUCAUUUUGUAAUUUUGAGCACUAUUUUCUUUUGUUUCGUUUUUUGUGAGUUUUAUUGAGUUUGGCGAAUCAGCAUGACAUGAACUGUUUUCUUUAUAAAAUAUGUCUUUGAUUU